AUGGAAGGCACUGAAGAGAAACUGGCAGACCAGGUGCUUUCUACUUGUUUCUCUGGGACCGAUGAUACUUUUGGAGAUCCGCAGGUGCUUCCACGGGUUGGAGAUCAGUACCAAGCUGAAAUUCCUUCUCUAGAUGUGGAGUAUGAUACGAUAAAGCACGCAAGUACAUCAAUGGGUGCCCAAUUUGUUGUCAAAGGAGAGAAUCUGAUGACUUCGAACGAAAUAUUUGCUAAUGGAGAAGAAGUGAAAGAUCUUGAACGUCUUGGUGAAGCGGAUGGAGAUUAUAAGAUGGACCUGCGUUCUUUAGCGGAGGAUCCGAAAACUAAGAUGGAUCUAGAUGUUGGCGUCUUCUAUCCGGCUGACUCAUCCGGUGAAGCUUGGACUAAUGCUGAAUGUGACGGCUUUCUCCUUGGUCUGUAUAUCUUUGGGAAGAAUCUUAUCCUUGUUAAGAGGUUUGUUGAAAGUAGACCAAUGGGGGAUAUGUUGCGCUUUUACUACGGGAAGUUCUAUGGUUCGGAGAGAUAUCGCAGAUGGUCGGGCUGUAGGAAGUCCCAGAAGAGGUGUGUUUCUGGGAAGAAGAUAUUCACAGGAUGGAGGCACCAGGAAUUACUAUCUCGAUUGGUUUCUUGUACCUCAGAGAAUUGCCAAAAGCUUUUUAUCGAGGUUUCUCAGCAAAUGGAAGAGGGAAGAACUCCAUUUGAAGAGUAUGUAUUCACGGUAAAGGAAGCGGUCGGUCUUGGCAAUCUAGUCGAAGCAGUAGGAAUCGGCACAGGAAAGAGAGAUCUCACCCGUGUGGUCAACGAGUCUGCGAAAGAGAAAAACAUGGUUCCGCCGCCGAUUCCAACCGGCAAAUCUUGCUCUUUACUCUCGGCUGCCGAGGUAAUCAACCUUCUAACAGGAGACGUUAGGUUAAGUAAAGCGAGGUCGAGGGAUCUUUUCUGGGAAGCUAUUUGGCCCCGCCUUUUAGCUAGAGGAUGGCACUCCGAGCAGCCUCAGCAUUACAGCCAUUCUGGGUCAAGGCAUUCUCUUGUUUUCCUCGUGCCAGGCGUUAAAGAGUUCACAAAAUGGUGUCUUGUGAAAGGAAACCACUACUUCGACUCCAUCAGCGAUCUCUUGAAUAAAGUUAAAUCGGAGCCUGAGCUUAUCGGGCUCGAACUCGGAGCAGUAAAGGAGAAUACUCUCAAGGAAGAAAGCUGGCACGAUACAUCUUCAAAGUGCGACUUGGACAACAUGUUAGAUCGAAAAUGCCAGCAGAGCUAUCUGCAGCCCCAGAAUUCGAAACCCGGUCCAGCUUCAGCUGGCUUCAUGAUAGUGGAUAUUUCGAUCCGCCAAGGACCGGCUAAGAUGGGAGAGGCGAGACUUUUACCGAGUGAGACAGCCUGUGCAUCUACUCAUCCUGGGCUGAGUGCAAAAGAUGCUUCUGAAGUGUCUGAAGACAAAGAUGAUGCAACUGAUAAUAGAGCAGGUUCUCAUAAAUCAGGUGAUGCAACAAGAGUUAUUGAUGAUAUACAGCCAAACUUGCUUAAGAAAUCUAGAUUCGACUUGGAAAUGAAGGCUGGCCACCCAGAUUGCGAGGGUUCUGCUGCACCGCAGCAGCGAGAUUUAAGUCCACUUGCUUGUGGAGAGUCGAACAGUUGCUUCGGAAAUCUCUCUGCGCGGAGAGGAUCAUACAAGAAUGAAAUUCAUUUCCUUUCACCUGUCAAGAACAAGAGCAUAGUCUUGCAGAGAGGUUCAUCUCAAGACUUUCUGGUUGCACGUUCCUUUGUUGAAAUCAGUCCGGAUGAGCACAUGUCUGAAAGUUGUAAUGCUGCAUUUCCAUCUUUGAACAAGAGAUAUUCCCAUGCAUCAAUCAACUCGAAUCUCCAGCAAGUAUCAACCGACGCUGGAACCCAUGAACAAAGUCCUGCCAAAUCGUCAUAUCCAUCCUCUGGGUCGGGUCAGCAGAUAGAGCCGUCGAAUCCAUCCUAUGGCGCUUCCAACAUAGAGCAACAGUGCACUAGGAACAGCUGCAGGAGAAGUACUCGGAACCGGGCAUUGACGAGAAAAGCAAUGGAAGCUAUGGAAAGCCGGUUCUUCAACACAAAGAGGAAGAGGAGAGAUGCCAAGGCUUCCGAAGAUGUUUCAGCACCGAUUUCUCCCCCAUCAAAUGCCAGCGACAGCAAGUAUGAGCGCAACUUCUAA
Messenger RNA from Rhodamnia argentea, 2181 nucleotides. RefSeq lists its product as uncharacterized. Lineage: Eukaryota; Viridiplantae; Streptophyta; Magnoliopsida; Myrtales; Myrtaceae. Bases 1 to 2181 code for a protein of 726 amino acids. Gene Ontology annotation, cellular component: nucleus. The transcript is spliced from 2 exons. The record is from RefSeq and is a predicted model, not a curated record. Gene Ontology annotation, molecular function: transcription corepressor activity.